Messenger RNA from Saprolegnia diclina VS20, 225 nucleotides. RefSeq lists its product as hypothetical. The transcript has a single exon. Lineage: Eukaryota; Oomycota; Saprolegniomycetes; Saprolegniales; Saprolegniaceae. The record is from RefSeq and is a predicted model, not a curated record. Bases 1 to 225 code for a protein of 74 amino acids.
AUGCAGGACCUCCGGUACUGGGUGGCCGCCACGGACCGGCCGGACAACGUGCACGGCAUCAUGAAUGCGUUCUACAAGCUCUGGCUCGAGCUCUUCCGGCACGACGACGCUGCGCUCAGACUGCGCGGCCGCGACGUGCUGCUCGAAGAGCUCACGACGUACGGCAACGAGAUUCGCAUGUAUGGCAACCACACGUGCCAUUGGUUCAAGCCAACGACCAAGUAA